Molecule: messenger RNA, 2158 nt
Organism: Salvia splendens (bonfire salvia)
Lineage: Eukaryota; Viridiplantae; Streptophyta; Magnoliopsida; Lamiales; Lamiaceae
Product: serine/arginine-rich splicing factor SR30
Exons: 13
Coding region: 1146-1691 (181 amino acids)
Cellular component (GO): nucleus; cytoplasm
Molecular function (GO): mRNA binding
Source: RefSeq, a predicted model, not a curated record
UUCUUUUAACUUAGCAUAUAAAAAACAAUUUUUAAUUUUUGUGUAUGUGAUAAAAAUAUUGAAGAAAUUUUAAAACUUUUGAGGUAUGCCGAAAAAGGAAAUGAAAUGAACUGAUAUCUUACCGUUUGGUCUGAGCUCUCUCUGGCUUCACUCUGCUCUCUGGUCUUUCCAAAGAGAAGAGAAGAGAAGAGAAGAGAAGAAACCCUCCGUUGUUGAGGAUCCAAAAGCAAAUAUGGGGCGGUCAAGCAGGACAAUUUAUGUUGGCAAUCUUCCUAGUGAUGUUCGCGAGAGUGAAGUUGAAGAUAUAUUUUACAAGGUUGGACUACAUGUAACUCAGUUUUUUCUUAGAAACAUUAUUGCCAGCUUCCAUCAACUUGAAUGAAGAAGGAAUGUGCUGAAUCUUCUUGAAACCUUAGUGUUUCCUUUAUAGCUGGUGCAUGAUAACAUAAUAUGCUUGUCUAUUUGUAAAUACAUGUAGCUUAUGUGCAUAUUCAAUUGUAUUUAUAACUAUUCUAUACUUAUAUAUUAAUAUGCAUAUUCACAUGUCUGUGCAAUUAUGUUUAUGGAUAUUUUUCUAAAUACUUGUCUUGUUCAUACAAAUACUACAAAAACUCUAUAAUAUGUACUCCAUGUUUUGCUCUGAUAAAAGAGUUAUUUGCAAAUGUUAGAAUGAAAAUUGCACAUAUAUUUAGGUAUGUUUGGUUACAUCCCUGCAAACUUUGCCCAUGAAGGUUAUCCACCUUUCACAUUGACUGUGAUAAUCUGAUUAUCAUCACACCACUUAAAAAGUGAUUAUGAUAGAGGUCAAGCAAUCACAUCAUUUUUUCUUCCCUUAAUAAUAAUAAUUUAUGUUCCCUAAGUUAUCCCCAGUUGCUGCUGAUCAAUCCUCUGCUCCUCUUUAUGGGAUACAAUCAGCUGAAACAAUUUCAUGCUGGAUUCUGGUUCAUGAUAAUCAGUUCUUUGUAUCUUUUCUAACAGGUUCCCCUUAUUUCUGGUUUUGAUUUUAUGAUUUUAUUUGUGCAAUUGUGCUUACUAUUUAUCUUUGUUUUUUCCCCUCCAGUAUGGGCCUAUUGUUGAUAUCAAUUUGAAAAUGCCUCCAAGACCUCCUGGUUAUGCUUUUGUUGAGAUAGAACUUGCCCAUUUGGAUGCUGGGCUGGUUCAUUUUUUAUUCUGACUUUACCAGAAAUUCUCAAUCGGUUGUCUUCCUGUUUGAAAACUCUCGUGAUGCUGAUGAUGCCAUACAUGGCCGGGAUGGCUAUGAUUUUGAUGGAUGUCGUUUACGGGUUGAACCUACUCAUGGAGGGAGAGGAUCAUCAUCGUAUGACCGUCACAGUAGUUACAACAGUGGAAGUAGUCGUGGUGGAGUUUCAAAGCAUUCUGACUACCGGGUGCUGGUUACUGGACUUCCUUCUUCUGCUUCUUGGCAAUACUUGAAGGAUCACAUGCGUCGAGCUGGAGAUGUUUGUUUCUCUCAAGUUUACCGGAUCGUGAUGAUAAGAAAGCUUGAUGAUUCGCUUUUCCGUAACCAAUUUUCAAGGGCAUAUAUAAGGGUGGAGGAGUAUGACAGGAUACGUAGUUACUCCAGGAGUCCUGGUAAGAGUCCUUACUCCAGAAGCAGAAGUAUCUCUCGCAGCCCCGAAGAUCAGGACAGGAGUAGAAGUGCUUCUCCAAGGAAUAAAAUUUCCCAUUGAGAUGUGUCUAGAUCUCGUUCAAGGUCUGUUGCAUCCAAGUCAGAAUCUAGGUCUCCUCGCUCCGUAUCAAGAUUUGGCUUUUCGUGGCACUCUGGGGAUUGCAUGUUAGGGACUUGAUGGCUUACGGUGCUCAGUUUCUUGCUACUCAUUUCUUUCUGGCAAUAAGCUGCAAGUCGAUGAGCAUCUGCGGCAAAACCAAGAUCCCCAAGGAAGUCUAGACCUGCAGCAUCACCGCCACCCCAUCAAUCCAUGCGUGGAAGUGCCAGUGUGAGCCGGAGCCAAUCGAGAUCGGUGCAUUCUGAUUGAAGUGCAUUUGCGGUUGAAAGAUUGAAAUGAAUUUUGUAGACUGGCAGCCGUGUCUAGCUGUCUAGUUUAUUAAACAAAAACUUGGAUAUGUUCAAGAUACAUUCAGAUGGGAUUUGGGGUCCAGAUUAUCAAUUUAGUAAUAUUUCAGUCAGACUACUAAA